AUGGCUCUUGUGUUGGAAAAUCAAGCGUUGCAGCAGCAAGUCCAGCAAGAGUCUAAUGCACUGUCAACUAUGCAACAGCAGCUAGUGGCACUGGGUUCAAGGCCAGUGGCCCCUCCCUCACGGAAAUGCCCAGUCGCAUUGCCCGACAAGUUUGGGGCGAAACUAGCCAACUUUCCUCUGUUCCUUGCUCAGUGUAAGCUCUACAUGAAAGUGCGUCAGCAAGUUUUUCCUGAUGACCAAACGAAAGUCUUUAUCUUGUGUUUGUUAAAGGACCAUACAGCUAAGUGGGCCUCACCCUUGCUGGUUGCUGACUCCCCCAUGUUAAACAACUAUGAAGCAUUCCUGACUCAGUUCCAGGCUGCUUUCCCUGACCCUCAGAAGCAGGGAAGGGCUAACUGA
Messenger RNA from Eublepharis macularius, 399 nucleotides. RefSeq names its product protein LDOC1-like. NCBI's taxonomy places the organism in Eukaryota, Metazoa, Chordata, Lepidosauria, Squamata, Eublepharidae. The record is from RefSeq and is a predicted model, not a curated record. The coding region runs from base 1 to 399 and encodes 132 amino acids. The transcript has a single exon.